This is a messenger RNA of Silurus meridionalis, 5627 nucleotides long. RefSeq names its product SRY-box transcription factor 5 (gene sox5). The record is from RefSeq and is a predicted model, not a curated record. Gene Ontology annotation, molecular function: RNA polymerase II cis-regulatory region sequence-specific DNA binding; DNA-binding transcription factor activity, RNA polymerase II-specific. The transcript is spliced from 18 exons. Bases 317 to 2563 code for a protein of 748 amino acids. Gene Ontology annotation, biological process: positive regulation of chondrocyte differentiation; cell fate commitment; regulation of transcription by RNA polymerase II. NCBI's taxonomy places the organism in Eukaryota, Metazoa, Chordata, Actinopteri, Siluriformes, Siluridae. Gene Ontology annotation, cellular component: nucleus.
UGAGUGAAGCAGCCCUGAUGACCAGUCCGGAGAUUUCACCCCAUCCCUGAGCGCGCGCAGACAAACAAACAAACAAAAAAAUAAUUUCUCCACUCCACAUCCAGAGAUUCUUCUCGUGCAGCUGUUCGGAUUCAUACAUUCACUGAUGGCUUUGUGGUUGAAGACUCCGAGUUCUCAUCUUCGUCCCGCUGUUCGUAGUUGAAUUGAAUUAAAUCCAGGACGAUCUACAGACUGCACCUCACAGACACAGGAACAAUUUUACUGACGUGUCCUGCUGUCGUGCAGACACACUCACGCUCUCGAACUCAGGGGAGGAAUGAAGAACGCCAAAUCUGAAGAUAGGAUGUCUUCCAAGCGACCAGCCUCUCCAUAUGGGGGAACAGAUGGAGAGGUAGUCAUGGCGACGAGCAGACAGCGAUUGGACGAUGACGAGGUUGAUGGACACGCUGUCAUUCACCUGCCCCUCAGCUCGUAUUGCAGCUCACCGCGUGCCCCAGAAAGCCCCCCCACACUACACAGCAGCAUGGAGCAGGAGAGCAGCAAAGGCCUGGCAUUGAGCCCGUACCCCCAGCACAACUCUUCUACCUCACCCAGUAAACAGCAGCAGCAGCAGGACGAGGGCUCGGGUUCGGCCACGGCUCUGGGAACGCCCGAGAGGCGCAAGGGCAGCCUUGCCGAUGUGGUGGACACUCUGAAGCAGCGCAAGAUGGAGGAGCUGAUCAAGAGCGAGCCUGAGGAGGCCCCAAGCAUUGAGAGGCUUCUGUCCAAGGAUUGGAAGGACAAGCUGCUGGCGAUGGGCUCCGGUCACUUCGGAGAGAUCAAAGGUACCCCGGACAGCCUGGCGGAGAAGGAGAGGCAGCUGAUGGGGAUGAUCAGCCAGCUGAGCAGCCUGAGGGAGCAGCUGUUAGCCGCCCACGAGGAGCAGAAGAAGCUGGCCGCCUCGCAGAUCGAGAAACAGAGACAGCAGAUGGAGCUGGCCAAGCAGCAGCAAGACCAGAUCGCUCGACAACAGCAGCAGCUCCUGCAGCAACAGCACAAAAUCAACCUCCUGCAGCAACAGAUCCAGCAGGUCCAGGGUCAGCUGCCACCUCUGAUGAUUCCUGUUUUCCCUCCAGAUCAGAGGACUCUGGCAGCAGCCGCAGCCCAGCAAGGAUUCCUUCUGCCCCCAGGCUUCAACUACAAACCCGGCUGCAAUGACCCAUACCCCCUUCAACUCAUCCCAACAACCAUGGCAGCUGCUGCAGCUGCCACACCAGGCCUUGGACCUCUUCAGCUUCAGCAGCUGUAUGCAGCUCAGUUGGCAGCCAUGCAGGUAUCUCCAGGGUCCAAGCACAGCGCCGUGCCCCAGACCAACCUGGCAGGGACGCAUUCUCCAACUAGAGGCCAUAGCGAGAAGAGCAGGAGCAGCCCAACACCCAAGGUUAAGGACGAGGGCGCUCAGCCCCUGAAUCUGUCAUCCAAGCCUAAGACAUCCGAGAGCAAGUCACCCACCUCCCCCGCUUCCCCACAGGUCCCUGCCAUGAAGCUGGGUCCCGGAUCCUUGAAGCACAGCGCCCCCUCAAGCAUCGGAGGACCUCCGGCCCGAGUCAGCUCCAUAGACCUGCUGUCGUCUAUCACCUCUGGAGGUUACCUGAAUGACCACGAAGCCGUGAGCAAGGCCUUCCAGGAGGCGCGGCAGAUGAAGGAGCAGCUGAAGAGAGAGCAGCAGGUUCUCGAUGCCAAAGUGGCAGCAGUGAACAGCCUCACCCUCAACAACGGACGCUUAGAGAAGGAGAAAGCCGCACUCGAAAGCCUGAGUCAGCAGAUGAAGCAGUCUGAGGAGAACAAGUUCACCCACGCCAUGAUGGACUUCGGGAUGAGCGGCGACUCGGACGGAAGCCCCAGCGUGUCAGAUUCGAGGAUUUUCCGCGAGGCUCGGGGUCGAGGUAACGGUGAACCGCACAUCAAGAGGCCCAUGAACGCCUUCAUGGUUUGGGCGAAAGACGAGAGGAGGAAAAUCCUGCAGGCUUUUCCCGACAUGCACAACUCCAACAUCAGCAAAAUCCUCGGUUCUCGCUGGAAGGCCAUGACUAAUCUGGAGAAGCAGCCGUACUACGAGGAGCAGGCGCGUCUCAGUAAGCAGCACCUGGAGAAAUACCCCGACUACAAGUACAAGCCCCGGCCCAAACGCACCUGCCUGGUGGACGGCAAGAAGCUGCGCAUCGGCGAGUACAAGGCCAUCAUGCGCAGCCGCAGACAGGAGAUGCGACAGUACUUCACUGUGGGGCAGCAGGCCCAGAUGCCGCUCUCCUCAGGGGGCGUGGUCUACCCGGGCGCUCUCUCCAUGGCGGGAAUGCCGUCCCCCCAGAUGCCGUCCGAGCACUCGAGCAUGUCCAGCAGUCCGGAACCGGCUCCGCCCACCGGCCCGCCCUCGUACCUCAGUAUCAGCAAGGGGGACGAGCCUCGCAUCAAGGAGGAGGUUUUGCGGAUGGACGAGAGCAACGGCGACGCCUACGACGACUUCGAUUACGAGGACGACGACGGAGACUUUGGCAGCGACAGCGAAAACCACGUCGUGCAGUAAACCUGAAAAGAAACAUUUGGAGCUGAUCCCUUUUUUUUUUUAUUUGUUUGACCCCACCUCUAUCCCAUUAUCCAAUCAGGACUCGGAAUGAGCCACGCCCACAUCCCCACCCCUCCUUUUUUUUUUGCCUCACCUUUUAUUCUUCCCUGAUACCAGCAGCAGUAAAGCACAGGACGUAUCAGAGUAACUGUUACACUAAAACGAGAACGUCGGAUGCCACGUCAUGUCACGUCAAAAACUCGAGUAAGCUACAGGAAGUGAGAUAUGAUAUAUGAUAAAAAAAAAACGUUCACACGUACACAUGGAAAAAAAAAAAAAAACAUUCUAAUUACAAAAAAAGCAGGACCUGUUAAUGGUCCUGUCACUUUAAAAACCGGACCUGCUCGUCUAAGAAGAGACUUCUUUCCUUUUUUUCUGGGUUCUUUAAUAUUCUCACUCAGGUACACGGUGCCAACAAGUGGCUUGUGAAUGUGAUUUGAUGUUUUUUUUCGUGCUACAGUUUUAAUAGAGAUAAAAAAAAGGAGAAAAAAAAAAAAAGAUUUUUAUUUUCUUGGUUUUGACGUAAAAAAAAAUGCACCAGACAGUUUCCUAAUUUUUUUAUUUUUUAUUUCCUGCUUGUGUUAGGUGUAUCGCUGAAUCCUGUAUCACACACACAUCAAUAUACAUGUAACACACUUACGUCCAGGGGGUGGGGGGGGAGGCCUGUAUUUCGCUCCCAUACGCUUUUUUUUUUUUUUUGGCACUUAUGAAAUCCAGUGACCCGGAUGUACUGUUUGGAUUUCACACACACACACACACACACACACACACACCAACACUCAUACACACAUUUCCAUCCAGAAAACAGGCCUAAUCCAAGGCAGCAGGAUGGGAAUGAAAGCAGCAUGUUCCUGUAAGAACGCAAAAAAAAAAAAGCUGCAAAAUUGAGAUCCAGCCUCCCUGCUCCGUCUCGGCCCCUCGGUUCUCUUUCUAAACAGACUGUUUUUGCCAUUAAGGAGAACUCCGGGCCUCACGGUUCCAAGAGAAACAGAGAUAGAGAACAUGCGAGAGGAAAAAUCUCUGUAGACUAGAGUUUGGCGCUAAACAAAAGAGAGAGAGAGAGAGAGAGAGAGAGAGAGAGAGAGAGAGAGUGGAGGGGUUUUACAGCCACCCACACUAUGCUUAAUGUUGGAAACCUCCAGAGCAAUGAGGAACUCUUUGUGUAUGUGCUUGAAAGUGUGUAUGUGAGUGUGUGAGUAAGUGAGGGUGUGUGUGUGUCAUUAAUGUCCAUUCAAUUAUCCAUUCACCGCCCUUACCCACAAUACUCCUCUCAUCACUUCACCUCCUGUUGCUCCUUACAAGGGCCGUGUUGCCAUAGCAACGCUUUGAUCGACAGCUAGCCCAUACGCAAAACGCCCCGCCCACUCGCUUCCCAUCUCUUCGCCACCAUCAUUUCCUCUGCUCCUCUCCUCUCCCCUCUCCAUGGUUCUGAAAUCCGAUCUCACAGUUUUCCUGUUACGCCUAGCCCCGCCCCCUUUUUUAAAUCAUUUUUGAAAGCAAGGUACUAACGCAGAAAGGUUCGAGUUCUCGUAUCAUGUUUCACGCAUGUUUUUUUCUCUCUCUGCUGAUUUUGUAUUUUAUUUCGUCACCCUGCUGUCGAGAUCUGGGCCGUCCUGGAGGACGAGCGGCUCGGAGUUUUUCACACUCUGCAUGUCUGUCGAAUAGUUUUAUUUUGUAUUUGAAUACUGUAUUUUAAUUUUUUAUAUAUAAACCUAUAUAAAUAUAUUCAGACUGCCUCUAGUGUAAAAAAUUAUAAUAUUAUUAACAAUAAUUAUGAUGGUCAGCUUGUUUUUUUUUUUUUUUUUUUAAGUUUUGUACAGUAUAAUUUAUUUUUCACCUCGUCUUAUACUUUUUUUUUUAUUAUUAUAAUUUCCCUGAUAAAAAUGCUUUAUAAAGCGUUAUUAUAUUUAGCUGGUAGGUGUUUAGAUCUAAUUACUCUGUGCUUUAUCUUUUUAUUUUGAUUUUUGAUUUGAUUAAUGUCCAGUUGAUUAAUCGCAGGUUUCUCUCAGAAAUGAUCACAAACGAACUGCUGAAAUGAAGGAAUAUUCGUUUUCUUUUUUUCCCCCCAUCAUUCAUGAACUCCUGAAACCGGGUUCUGAAAGCACUAGGACUCUGGAUAAUCAGAGAAAGGAUAAAAAAAAAAAAAAGAGAACAUCACUUUUUGUCGUUGUUGUUUUUUUUUUUUUUUUAUUAAUAUUAUUAUUAAUUCUAAUGGUUUUAUGUACAAUGUGAAGUUUUCUAUCUCUUUUAUUCCUUUUUGUUUUAUCAAGACGAUUUUAUUCAACCCUGAUAUCAGUGAAGACGACAUUCGGACAUGUUGGAAAAAAAAAUCUUUUGCUAAAAAUAUGACGUUUGUUGUUUCUGCAAUUCUAUACAAAAAAAAAUUUAACAUUUUGAAGAAGCUCAGUUCAGGACACCAUGAUGGAUUUUGUUUACGCUCCACAUUGUGUUUGAAAUGUUUCCAUCCUGCUGUGUUUUUUUUUUUUUUUUUUUUUUUCGAUCACAAUCAGGGCCCUUUACAAUCAUCCAUAAAAUGAAGGACAGGGUCUAAAGCUGUCAAUCAUUUAUUAUAUUUAAAGCAUGACAUUUUUGCUAUGAAUAAUAAUAAAUAAGACAAUCAAAGUCAUGGGUGGAGCUCAAAACAAACAUAAAAAUUAAAUGUAAAACACACACACACACACACACACACACACACACACACACACACACACACACACACACGAAUUCUUAAACAAUUCCUACCAUCUCAACUUGAAAAAUCGCUAAAAGAUAAUUAUGUAAAUAUAACAUAGAGGUAUAGAUUUAUAUUUUGUUCAUAACACAGUGUAAUAUAAGUUGUAUAUUUCUUUUUCCCCUUUUAUUGAUGUUAUUCAUGCCACAUUUAAAAAAGAGAGUUAAUAUACUCUUCUUAAAAAAAACAAAACUAAAAAAAAAGCUGUGGGUUGCCACACCAUCUGUUCUGAGUUGACGUUUUUCAGUAUUAUUGCCGGUUUAGGCUCUAAUAAAGACAGCAAUGUGUUCUGUA